Thalassophryne amazonica is the source of this 2837-nucleotide messenger RNA. Its product is annotated as ER lumen protein-retaining receptor 3. Gene Ontology annotation, cellular component: membrane; cis-Golgi network; endoplasmic reticulum. Gene Ontology annotation, molecular function: ER lumen protein retrieval receptor activity. Bases 302 to 949 code for a protein of 215 amino acids. The transcript is spliced from 5 exons. Lineage: Eukaryota; Metazoa; Chordata; Actinopteri; Batrachoidiformes; Batrachoididae. The record is from RefSeq and is a predicted model, not a curated record. Gene Ontology annotation, biological process: protein retention in ER lumen; endoplasmic reticulum to Golgi vesicle-mediated transport.
GUGUUGUUAACUCUUCGCUUCGUGUUGUCAGCCACGUCAUCUUCUCGGAAGCUGCUCAUGUUUUUCAGAUGUUACACAUUUAGUUGGGUUUCGUUAAGAUCUGCUUAAAUCGUCUUAAUGUAGUUGUUUGCGUUUAGUUGUCGAGUCAACGAGCUGCUUUAAUUGUCCGUAUGUUGCAGUAUUUAUUUAUUUUUGUGCAGUAGUUCAGCAGCUGUAGAGUGUUGCUCUUUUUGCCUUUUAAUAACUUUUAACUCCGUGACCCGCUGAGGCCUGUGAAGACUGAAACACAAGAUAAAGAAAAAUGAAUAUCUUUCGUUUGGCCGGUGAUGUGUCACAUCUUUUGGCUAUUAUCAUCCUGUUGCUGAAGAUAUGGAGGUCCAGAUCCUGUGCCGGUAUCUCUGGGAAGUCUCAGGUGCUGUUUGCACUAGUCUUCACCACCAGGUACCUGGACUUGUUCACCGUUUUCAUUUCAGCCUACAACUCCACCAUGAAGAUGGUAUUCUUGGGUCUGUCCUAUGCUACCGUGUACCUGAUCUACAUGCGCUUCAGGGAAACGUAUGACUCCGAUAACGACACAUUCCGUGUGGAGUUCCUGUUAGUACCAGUCAUCGGGUUGUCUUUCCUCGAGCACUACGCUUUCACCCCAAUGGAGAUCCUGUGGACUUUCUCCAUCUUCCUGGAGGCGGUGGCUAUAAUGCCACAGCUCUUCAUGAUCACAAAGACCGGCGAGGCGGAAUCCAUCACCACCCACUACCUCUUCUUUCUUGGCCUCUACCGAGCGCUGUACAUUGCCAACUGGGCAUGGCGUUACCACACAGAGGGCUUCUGGGACCAGAUUGCCGUGGUGUCCGGUGUUGUGCAGACCAUUUUCUACUGCGAUUUCUUCUACCUUUACAUCACAAGAGUUCUUCGAGGAAAAGGAAAGAUGAGCCUCCCAAUGCCAGUUUAAAACUGCGCCACAUACGUAGAUAUUCUCUCCCUGCUCCAGUUCACCAUGCAAUCACAGACUUUGUUCUUCAACUGUUCUAUAGCAAUGGAGCUAAUGGUCUGAGUGUAGAAACUGAAUUUCUGCUUGAUCGCUACUGUGUGUGUUUUUAUGCCAUCAGUACUUUGAGAGAUACGUGUGUAACAUACAGCACGACACACCGACUGUAUCCCUGAUGUGCUUGUAGAACUUUGGCCACCCGAAAAACACUAUGACUAUUGUGUAUUUAGCUUUAAUUUUUAUGUCAGGUGGUGAGAAACGGUGGCUUUAUGACAAUUGAAAGAGUAUUUGUAACUUACUUUUUUGCAAACUUUAAAGGCUUUAAAAAAAAUUCAUUUUAAACAAUGCAAUUUUUCCUGCGAUGCCCAGAGAUGCGCAUCAAGUCUUGCUAACCCUCUACUCAGCGCAACAUAUUUGACUGUGUUACCAGUGAUUCACAGUAAUGACAAAUAUUGUAGGUUACUGUAUUACAUGCUGACACUUAAAGGGGUCAUAUUGUUUUAUCUAAUACUGUUAUGUAUGUUAAACAUCUUUAACAUCCCACAGUGCAGUGACUGUGCAUGUAUGAAUUAUCCUGCUAUAAGCAAACUUGUGGCCUGAAAUAGCAAGACCUGAUUUUUUUUUUUUUUAACUGUGCCUUCUUCUUGUCUGCUUCUUGUUACUCUUGUCUCUUUGAUUGUUUGCACCAGACAGUACAUUUGCAUGUUUUUCACCAGAGUUAUAAAGGCAAGUGUGUCGAUAGUUCACCUUUAUCAAUUUAAAUGGGCCUGGAAGUGCACAUGCGUGCACGGCCCUGCUGUCCACUUACCCAGCCAUAAACAGAAGAGAAUAAAUCUUUAUUAUCUACCAAAGUGCAAAAACUGCCUUUGGCUCAUCAAAGACAAAGAAUGUUAAUAGUCAUAACCUCACAUGAACUUUUGCAUAUAAAACCUGGCGGUCUAAAGACAAGUGACACCUACACACAAUGGACAACAGCAGUGAAAAAGGCAAAAAAAAAAAAAAAAAGCACAGAACCAGCACAGUUAUGCCAAAUGUGAAGCUGAGACAGUGAGCUGAGAGGUAGAGAAAAAGAAAUAUGUUUCCUGUGAAGGUAUCGGGUUCUAGAAAUCAAAUAACAAAAAAGCAAUGAAAAAUAACUGAGGUGAUUAACUUGUACGUAGUUACAAUCAACAAAUGCCUCAGGAGGGCUGAUAAAAAUUUAGUUCACUUGCAAUUAAUUACAAUGCAGUUUGGGAAUGGUAACUUGUAUAUUUAAAGUAAGUGCAUAUACAUAAACAAUAUUUUAAAGAUAAAUACAAAUGGUGACUUUGGCUGCUUUGUUUUACAUUACAUUACAUUACGUCUUCAUAUCAGGCUCGAUAUGCUCUGAAAAAUGUGUGCCUGCGUGGGCUGACGAAGGUGUGUGAGGUGCACACAUUCUCACCAUAUGGUCUUCAUAACUUUCGAAUUCUGUGGAAAAUGAUGUGCAGAUGGUUUUUGCUUGUGCACAUGAUUUUUUUUUAAUGAGGCCCCUGGUGACCUAUAUUAAUUUUCUGAUAGGACGUCACAUAUAAUAUGACACCUUUUAAUGUCAAGUGUGUUCCUUAUUUCAUUCUUCAUCCUCAUCUUUUGUUCUCUGAGCUGUUUAAUCUGUGUGACCCCCAAAAAAGGGGACACACUCAUGUUAUUGAUGAAGCCAAACAUACUCGUAGAACAUCUAACUAAUGCAGACAUGGAAGUAAAACAAAUAUUUCACUGUAAAUAACUGUCACCUUCUGACAAAAUGUCAUUCAUUGGUUUUAUUUUUAUCAGCGCAUCAAUCUGUUCUUUGCUUUCGGAACUUGAAUAUUAAAAAGACUUUGACUCCUGUUUA